AUGUCUGAUGAAACUGUAAUUGCAAGUGCCUUGAAAAAUUUUAGUCGUAAUUCAAAGUCUGAUGAUAAAGAUAACAAUCAAGACGGUAGUGAGACAGAGGAUGGAGAAUUUGGGAUGUCUACUCAAUUCGAUAAUAUUAAUACAGAUGAUAUAGAGUCAAUUGCAUCAGAUACACCAGAAAAAAUUGAAAUUUCAUCAACGGAAUAUUUAAAAAAUAUACCACUAUGGUCAUCAACUAUUGAAAUAGUUGGAAGAAUUGAAGAGAUUGUUGCGUCAAAAGAAAUUACUUUUCAAAAAACCGGAGGAAAAGGAACAGUCUUCAAAUUUGUGAUUGCUAAUGAUGAUGGUACAAGAAUUAAAAUUUUAAGUUGGGAUGACGAAAUAAACAGAGUAAUUCCAUUUAUAAGUAUUGGCUCGAUUAUCCACAUCGAUGGCGCGUUUUCAAAACCCAUUGACUCUAAAAGUAGAUGCUACAACUCCGGAAGUGUAGACAUAGAAUUGAAGGUAGAAUCUAAUACCAAAAUUAAUGUAUUAAAAAGGAUGAGUCCCAGAGAAGUACCAACACUUGAAACUUUUCAAUACCCACUCAUUACUAUUGAAGACUGUGAGCAGUAUAUACAAAAAAAAAUACGUUUUCAAGGUUGGACUAAAACUAAUUUUGAUGUGGUGAAGUUAAGAACUGACGAUUCUUUUAAAUGCUGUGGUUCAAUUGCCGUAGGCGAUGGCUAUAAAAUUGAAAUAAAACUUAUUAAUUUCCAACAGCCAUUCGAAAGUCCUUUCUCCAAAGGCGAUCACGUUGAGGUCACUGGGAUUAUGAAAAACUAUUACGGUCGCGCAAUGAUAAUGAUUGAUUCAAUUGAUGCUGUUGAAAUUAUUGAUGGAUGUAAAAUGUCUUUAUCACUCUUAAUUAAAUCUAACAAGGAGAUCAAGUUCCAAAACCAAGAAGAGUUUCCUUUCAAAAAACAGAGACAAGUUUAA
This is a messenger RNA of Cotesia congregata, 978 nucleotides long. The record is from the annotation of a GenBank genome assembly. NCBI's taxonomy places the organism in Eukaryota, Metazoa, Arthropoda, Insecta, Hymenoptera, Braconidae.